This is a messenger RNA of Serpula lacrymans var. lacrymans S7.9, 863 nucleotides long. RefSeq lists its product as uncharacterized. The coding region runs from base 40 to 540 and encodes 166 amino acids. NCBI's taxonomy places the organism in Eukaryota, Fungi, Basidiomycota, Agaricomycetes, Boletales, Serpulaceae. The record is from RefSeq and is a predicted model, not a curated record. The transcript has 2 exons.
GAAACCUCCCCAUCUGAAAAACAUUCUAAUCCCUAUUUGAUGCAUCUCAUAUCAGAGUUCGACAUUGUCUCCUUUCGACUCGCUUUUACCUUAUCCCCUGACUCGACUCAUUCCCGUAUACUCCAUGUCAUGGGGCUAACUCACUUUUGGCUAAACCCAAUGCUCCCCCCCUUGUUUUUUUUUAAUUUACUUUUUCACUUUUCUUACACACUUCAACUUGCCAAACUUGACCUGAUUCGCGAACGCGCGCCGCUCGUGCACGGUGAAUGGCAUUAUGGAACACUCGUGCUCUCUCUGACUUGGACUUGGACUCGGACUCGGACUCGGACUUGUUUUGCGUGUAUGUGGGUGGGUGUAUGUGUGCUGUUGUGGACGUUCCUGGACGGUUUUCCUACUUGUUACAUUUCGUUGUAUCUGAUGCCCACCUCCCCCGCCUUUCCGUAUUUAUUCCGGACUUGGGGGGCAGCCAACCCUCCUUGUUCUCGUAUUGUUUGGACUAUUACUUAUCGCUGUUGGUGUUGCUGCUGCUGCUGUUGCUGAUGUUUCUAUUUUCUGCCGCUGUUGUUGCUGCUGCCGUCGUUGCUUCUGUUCAAGUUGUUGUUGUUGUUGUUGUUCUACUUUUGUGAAGCUCUGGACGUUCUGAACAUUCGUUGUUGUUGCUACUACAUCAAGAUGAUGUUUUUUUACAAUGUUUUCUUAAUUCGAUUAUGCAUGUAUGCAUGGAUACAUGGCUUUCGAUUUCGAUUUCCUUGGGCUUUGUGUUAUUAGCGGUGGAACUUUGAAUUCACGCUGUGACUUUGACCCCCUGAUGUAAAUUUGAUAGUGGGAUGCAGCCCAGCUUGAUAUUAUUGAUCUCGGACAAC